Molecule: messenger RNA, 1722 nt
Organism: Prunus persica (peach)
Lineage: Eukaryota; Viridiplantae; Streptophyta; Magnoliopsida; Rosales; Rosaceae
Exons: 2
Coding region: 1-1722 (573 amino acids)
Source: RefSeq, a predicted model, not a curated record
AUGAAAAAUUGGCUCCUUAUUAUAACAACACUCCUCCUCCAGAGCCCAAACAACAUUCCCCCUGCAGACCCCAAACCCCAAACUCUGUAUACUCCCAGUAAAGAAGAAGACUGUGUUUUCAUGGUUGCCCAUUUCAACAAUAAUAAUAUUUCACCCACCCUCCACUUCCCGAUUCUCUCCUCCUACGGCAACCCCUGCCUUGAUCUUUUCUUCCACGUACUCGCACCAAACGUAGAAGCAGAAGACGACAGCGACAAGCCCCCGGCCUCCAGUUCCUAUAAAUAUCUCAAGCAACUCCUCCCUCUAGCCUGGUCCCACAAUCCCCUGACCACCCUCAAGCUCAUCUGCAACCUCCGAGACUGCUCCAAUGAUCUUGGAAAAUCCGAUGAAGAGGCCUUCUACGCCGCCGCAUUUUGGCUCCACCAGAACCACCCCGAGACUCUAGCUUGCAACGUCGCCUCUAUAGCCGGCGAGUUUUCCCAGUCUGUCGCCCUUAUGCACGACCUUGUCGAGAUUCUGUACCGCCUUCUACAAGGCCAGGACGUCAGAAGGAGGAGGGAAAAGGAAAAGGCUGCUGGUGGUGGCAAUCAUAAUAAUAAUAGUAUUAGUAGUAGGAGGAGGAGGAGAGAGCAGGUCAUUGAUAUAGCCAUGGCCAAGAAGAAGGACAUUCACGAGAUAAGCUCGACGUCCUAUUUCUGCCCUUCCAUCGACUCCUCCACGGAGCGUGCCACAUUUCUGUGUGAAAGCGUUGCGAGAAAGAUUUUCCCGCGAGACUCGUCCCCAGAAUAUCGAGUUGUUUCGGAGGCCCGUUACGCCUACAGAGUCCGAGACCGGCUUAGGCAGGAGGUACUGGUGCCCUUGAUCAAUGCCUUGGAUUAUUUUGAUGAUUCAGGAACAAAGGCCUGUGCGGUUAAGAAGUAUUUGGAGGACGUCAAAGGAGGCCACGGAGGUGGCAAGUGCAACAUUGCUGCGGGUGCUCUGCUUCCAAAUGACAUCGUAGGAUAUGCGGAUGAUGUGGAUGUGGGGCAAGUGGCUGAGCUUCAGUGGAAGGCCAUGGUGAUGGGGUUUAAAAAGCAGGGGAAGCUGAACAACUGCUUGGCUGUAUGCGACGUGUCUUCGUCUUCCAUGGCGGGGAUCCAAAACUACAUGGAUGUGUCUGUGGGUUUGGGGCUGCUGUUGUCUCAACUGAGUGAAAAGCCAUGCUGGAAAGGGAAGGUGAUCAGCUUCAGUCCAAACCCUGAGCUGCAUUUGGUAGGAGGGGAUGAUCUCAAGUCCAGGUGCGAGUUUGUGAGAAGGAUGGACUGCGGCGGCAGCAAAAUUGAUUUGCACAAGGUGUUUGAUUUGAUUCUGGAAGCGGCUGUGAAGGGGAAUUUAAAGACAGAGCAGAUGGUGAAGAAGGUGUUUGUAUUCACCAACACAUGCUUUGAGGUGGCUAAUUCGGGCAAUGAUAACAAGAAGAGCUGCUGGGAGAGUGAUUAUAAAGCAAUACAGAGCAAGUUUAAGGAGAAAGGGUACGAGAAGAAUGCGGUGCCGGAGAUUGUGUAUUGGAAGUUGGACAUGCUGGCAGUGCCUCGUAGACGACCAGGGCUCGCCAUCUUCGGUGGCUUCUCCGCGGAUUUGCUAAAGCUGUUCGUGGAUAAUGACGGCCAAGUUAGCCCAUACCAUGUAAUGGAAGCAGCCAUCUCUCCCAAACACUAUCAAAAUCUGGCCGUAGUGGACUGA